AUGCGAUUAUUUAGGUGUCGCAAGAAACCAGUGCUUCAAACUGAUCUGACAUAUGAACAAUACAUAACACCUUGGUAUGACUGGCAAACAAGAUUUAUUGCAUUGUGCUUUAAUUCUGAUGUAAUUUGUUGCCCAAAAACACUCAGUUUUGUAAUUUCACCAUUAGCACUAUCAACGUUGCUUUAUAUGCUGUAUUUAGGUGCAAAUGAAAGGACGCGAAAAAUAAUAUUAGAUUUAUUGCACUUAAAAGAAAAAGAUGUGGACAAUAUAUCACGAGGAUACAAAUUAUUAGCGCCGUUCUAUAAAAAAGCGAAAACUAUUUAUUCUUCAAAUUUAUUUUUGGUCUCUGAUGUAUACAUUCACCCACAAUAUUUAAUAAAUAACACUUAUGAGCAAACUUUGCAAGAUAUAUUUGGAAAUACGAUAAAAGAACUAGAAAGUGAUUCAUUCGUGGAAAAAAUCCAUCAACUAAGUGGGUCACGUAUAACUUACGUGGAAACAUCACCAACCAUGCAAACAAGCAUGGCUGGAGUCGCGAUUACUGUUUUGGAAGCUAAUUGGGAUGCUGAAAAAGUUUACGAAUAUAAUAUUGAGCCGUUUGAAACGCAUUACGGUAUGCAAACAAAACAGUUAUAUAUCGCUAUAAAAGGUCGCUUAAGAUUUUAUCGAGACAUGGAACAAGAAUCCUGUUGUAUACCCUUAAAAACACAAAAGAAUAGUAACAAACAAAGUUUGCGACUAAAUUUACUGCUUAUUCGACCCCGACGAAAAGGCGAAGUUUAUCAAUUCGAAAAAUUAUUGACAGAAAACAAAUUACAGCAAAUUUUGACCGGUAUUAAGAACUCUCAGGUUACGACAAGCGUUAUAUUAGUCCCGCAGAUGGCACUACCUGAUAAUGGCAAUGAGGCAACACUGGUUGAUAUGAUGAAUUGCUGGCAGAAAUUAAAAGAAGAAAAUAUCUUCAAAAGAAUUAAUGAGAAGCUGAAUAUUAGCUAUUGUUAUCAUUUCGCUUCAAUUACACUAUCGAAGGAAGGCGUUGGAUUUAUGUUGAAAAAGUGCUCAAAAAACAUAACAGAGGCUCCCACGAAUCCAUAUGUCUGUCAUUUACAAUCUACUAAUCAACCAUUUGCAAUUAGAUACGAUACACCAUUUCUGUUUUUGCUUUACGAAUCGACUUAUAAUAUAUCAUUUAUUGUGGGAUGCUACGCUGGAAAACCUGCGAUCGCGCGAAAGCAGGACGCAUCUGUAACAAUAAGCGCGGGACAAAAUACUUAUGUAUGUAGUAUUGGUCUCGCGCUCGGUUCUGUUGUGUUGGCUGCACUGUUUCACUGUCGUUAA
Molecule: messenger RNA, 1338 nt
Organism: Thelazia callipaeda (thelaziosis nematode)
Lineage: Eukaryota; Metazoa; Nematoda; Chromadorea; Rhabditida; Thelaziidae
Source: the annotation of a GenBank genome assembly